AUGGCCAACAGGCAAACUGUCAAUCCUCUGCUGUUUUCAGCAAAUAGCAGCACUGCCUUUGAUAAUUUUCCAACUCCGGCAGAGAGCAAACUUCUAUUUGCAAGGAAAUCAAAGGGUUUUAGGGUAAAUUUGGAGAUGAUGCCAAACACCAAUAACUCUCAGGGAAAUAGUAUGAGUGGAGAGGGAGUGUGGGCUACAAACCCUCACACAGUCAUGCAGGACCAGUUGCAGGACCUAGUCAACCACCGAGGCCACAUGGGGCUUGUGGACUUGGCUACAACAUUGCAUCAUACAUAUCAGCCUCUCUUAGCAAUAUCCAAACUUUCACCAACACUUCAUCUUGGAGUUAUUGACAAGAGACAGCAACCCAUCAAGAACUUGACAGUUCUACCACAGUCACCAACACGUGUCAGUAUUGUGUAUCGCAACAUUUACUGUUUAAAUGUUGACAUGCUUCCUAAUGGGCUUGUUGCAAUAAGAGAUGGAGCAUUCAGCAGCUUUGAAACCUCAAAAUUGAUAGAAGAAUUUAUCCCAGUUCAAGGACUUAAGGCAUUCCUCAGCAAGUAUGUAGAUGAAACUGCUAUUAACAGAAGAAGAUCACAGUCAGAAGAUGAUAAUCCUCCAACACCAAUACCCUUGGAUGAUAACCCCUGGCCCACACCAAAGGCCGCCUCUCCCGCUCGUCAUGGCCCCAUGACUCCACCCAUCUCUUCCAACCCACACACGCCAGCCAGCCCUCACCCGGUGGGCAUGACUCAGACAAGUGGACAUGGAGGAUUUGUGUCAAGUCCAGCAACAAGUGGCUUCUCCCUUGCCUCUCCACCUUCUCUACCAGGGAUGAAUCCUUCUCCUGCAAUGUUGCCUCAUCAGUCACCCAGUUCAGGAUUCUUAGGGGCAAAUUCUCCCUCUGCGCCUCAGUACAAUGUUGCAUCACCUGUUGGGUUUCUUGCACCAUCUCCAUUGGGUCCUCACUCAGUACCUAUGCAUUCUCCUGCUUCUGCACUCAUGCAGGGCCCAGCUGGAGGUGCAUCCUAUACCUCACGUGUGUUGCCUAACAAGCCAUAUGCUGCUGCAGUGCCUACUGUUCUUACCCAUGAUGCAUUUCACACUCUCUGCUCCCCUGUUCAGGUGGAUGAAGGAAGUGAUACCAGCUUACAGUGUGUAGUGGAACAGUUCCUUGGCCUGACUUACAUAAAAAGGCACUUCCAGCAGCUAUGCAAAAGUUGUGAAGUGAUAAAACCAGUUGGAGGCUUUGAACCUGGGAGUAUACAGUGCAAGAUUGAGACUCUGUGUUGUCAACUGCUGGUGCAUAGCACUCCAUCAUACAGCCUUAGCCUUAAACUACAGCCAGUACCUGAACAUGUAGAUCAGUGGACCACAGAGGAGUUGCAGGUUCUUGAAAAGUUCUUCAGUGUUAAAGUUCCAAUACCCCCAUAUAGACUGUAUGCAGUGCACUCCUUCUAUAGCAUCCUAAGGUUCCCUGUUCGUGUCCUGAAGGAUUGUAUCCGUAUAAUGCAACUGGAGCUGAUGCCAACACCACAGCAGCAGCAGCAAAUGAAGUGUAGUGUUCACUGGUGUCUGACCAACCCACCAAUUGGCCCACAGAUUGCUCCUCCCGGGCACUAUAUAGUUGUAGUGUCUCGCAGCAAGAUUCUGUUUUUCCUUCAGCUCACAAGAACCAACCUCCAGCUUCCCCCAGAUACUGAACCACCCAACUUGAUGUUGCCUUUGGUCUAUGACAGUAACAGUAACAAGACACAGAUAGCAGAGCGACGUGAUCCAGGCAACGUCACUUUCCAGAUCGUCAAUGAAAUAAUGAGUCGUGCAGCUGUUCAACCAAAUGAAAUAUCCUUAUUCCCAUGUGUUCGGGAAUUAUUAUGUAAUUUAACAUUAGGUCCAGAUGGCAAUGCUGUAGCUGCACCACCAACAUCAGUAGGCCAGGGCACACCCACAUCAUCAGGGGGUACUGUUCCCCCAUCCCUAGCUUCACCUCAUCUAACCUCUCCCCACAUGGGUUCCCCUCUAACUCCUGGUUCUUCUGCUGCUACUCCUGGAGUGCAAGUAUCCAUGACCCCCACCAUGUCUCAGGGAAUGAUUUCAACAUCAGGCACUGUCACAACCAAUGUUUCUACGCUCAGUACCCCUGGCAUAGUGUCUAGCUUAUCAUCAGGAAGUCACUUCACAGGGCCUAAGCAAGGCACAGCAGCUGGCCACAUGCAACAGACAAUGACAACCAUGGGUCCUCUUGGGCCACAAGGCAUGCAGCCAAUGCAGAGUGCCAUGACUAUGACAGGAAUGCAACCAGGUCAUAUGCAGCAGCCAAUGACCUCCAUGGCAGGUGGAAUGAUGCAGCCUGGGGCACAUGGGAUGCAAGGUGGGCCUGGUGGAGUGCAGACAAUGUCAGGUGGUCCAGGUGGCAUACAAGGGAUGUCAGCCAUGCAGGGAGGGCCAGGAGGAAUGCAGGUUGGACCUGCAGGAAUGCAGGGAGGUCCUGCAGGUAUGCAAGGAGGACCAGGCAGCAUGCAAGGAGGGCCAGGAGGCAUGCAGGGAGGGCCAGGUGGCAUGCAGGGAGGACCAGGUGGCAUGCAGGGUGGCUUUGGCAGUGGCAUGAUGGGUCAGUUUAACCGGUAGAACUGCCAUCAAAAUUGUAAAUAUAUUUGAAUGUCUUGCUAGAGGUACUUUAGUAAUAAAGUAGUUUAAUGUAUAAGCUUCUUUUAUUAUAGAUUGAAAGGGAGCUCCUUUUUAUAAGUACAGGAAUAUUUUAUUUUUAAUAUUGCAGUACAGUAUUUAAAGGUUGAUAUUUUGAUUAUGUUGAUCAGUAUGUAUGUGUUGUAAUUUGUUGAAGAGAAUUUUUUAUUAAUAUUAUUAUGGACUUCCUAAUAUGAACAUAGUGUAAUAAAGUGGAAUAAUUCUG
Penaeus indicus is the source of this 2914-nucleotide messenger RNA. Its product is annotated as mediator of RNA polymerase II transcription subunit 14-like. Bases 1 to 2631 code for a protein of 876 amino acids. Gene Ontology annotation, biological process: regulation of transcription by RNA polymerase II. The transcript has 12 exons. The record is from RefSeq and is a predicted model, not a curated record. Gene Ontology annotation, cellular component: mediator complex; core mediator complex. Gene Ontology annotation, molecular function: transcription coregulator activity. NCBI's taxonomy places the organism in Eukaryota, Metazoa, Arthropoda, Malacostraca, Decapoda, Penaeidae.